UGUUACACUGUGCGCUUCGUAUACGCGCUUCCCCGUGCUUUUCUCCCUCGAUAACGGCGACGUGCUGCGAGGUACGAGAACGCGAAAAGCGAGCGUUUCCUUUCGCUUCACGCGCGACGUUCGCCGACAUAUCGUCCUGUCUCUCCUUGCUAUCUCUUUUUCGUCUUUUUAUCACUGCCGUAAAUCUUGUUCUUUCGUUGACCAGCGGCGACGAUCACCGCGAAGUUUGCCGCCGUCGGCAGACGGUGCGUUCGUUUCUCUCGUCCGUUUCGACCGUCCCGUUUGCGUCGGCGAAGGAAAGAGGAAGGCGACAGGAAGUCGUAAGGGUUAGAGGGAGAAUAACGGAGCAGCAGCACACACGAGACGACGAUCGACGCCGUCGCCGCCCUCGCCGCCCUCGCUGUUAUCGUCCGAUGUGUGAAAAGUGCACGAGUCCGCGAGAACGCGACGCCGACGAUAGUAUCGAUAGCGUAACGUGCUGAACGUUGCCUUACAAGAAACGCGCGGCAGUUUCAUACCGAACGGGGAACGCGCGCUCGCGCGUGUCCCGAUCGUCGUCGUUCGCACAUAACGUUCGCGUUACAAUUAAGAUCGCGGCAUCGAAAUCGGAAGUAAUCGCGCACGCGGAGUGGUGAGAGUCGAUCGCAGAAAUCAAGCGUGGAAAUUAAACGUCAUUGAAGCGAGAUCGAGCGGGCGAUAACGGGGCGUGCGAUCGGAGCGGCGAAGAUGUAUUUCAGAUGGACGAUGACGCCGCGACGUCUGUAUUGUCUGUAACAGUCGCCGCCGUCGGUUGGGUAAGAACGUCGCCGUAUUUACUAUUUAGUCGUCCCUCCACGCGAAAGUCCGCCGCCGCGAUCCGCGCGCGACGGUGUAUCGACGUGAAUCGCGCGGGUUAUGACGCGCCGCGCCGCUUAGGGACGCUCGACAAGCGCUCGUAACCGGAGCCCCGGAUAGCCGCGAGUGCGUGCGUGCGUGCGUGCGUGCGUGCGCGACAACGACAGCGACAGCGAUGGAGAACGACCCGGCGGCCAAGUCCUGGCCGUCGGGCCCGGGGACGGGCAAGGGAUCAUCGCCGUCCUGCCUGGAGGCGUCGAUGCCGCGGAAGUUCCGCGACGGGGACCUCCGUGCGGGGACCGCGGGCCUCAAUUGGGCGCUGUGCGCCCUCUGCCUCGCCAGCUUCGCCGUGUCCGGCGUGCUCUUCUACCGCGAGCUCGGCUUGGAGUCCAGGAUCGCGAGUCUGGAAGCACAGCUUGGAGUCCAGGAUCCCUCGUCGCCGGUGGAAGCCCUGGUGCAGAGGCUCAAGGCGGAGAUGCAGGAGCAACUGCGGCAGACGCAACGGCUCGAUUCCUCAGCGGUCUUCAGGCCCAAACGCGACAUCUCCGAGUGUAAUUGUCCUCCAGGUCCACCCGGUGAGCCGGGUCCACCCGGAAAGAGGGGUAAGAAAGGGAAGAAGGGCGAUCCUGGGGAGCCCGGUGCGCCGGGUGUGGCCGGGACGCCGGGCAAGAACGGUUUUCCGGGACCCAUCGGCUUGGACGGGCCCAAAGGUGAUCCGGGCCGACCUGGCGACAAAGGGCAGAAGGGCGAGCUGGGCAGCCCCGGAUUCGACGUCUUGUCCGCAGUAAAGGUCAAUGCACAGGGAUUGGGGUUAAAGAGGUCGGUGACGACGCUCCGCGGCGGGACGCUCGGCUACGCGGAAAUCGUCGCCCUCAAGGGAGAGCCGGGUGAACCCGGGCCGCCGGGACCACCCGGUCCGCCAGGAGCCGAGGGUCUUCCUGGACAUGAGGGCAGACAGGGGAUUCCAGGCGAGGUCGGCGCACCAGGGGAGAAGGGCCCGCCCGGGCCGAUCGGGCCCAUCGGCCCGACGGGCACGCCAGGACUUGCAGGUCCCAAGGGUGACAAGGGUGAUAAAGGCGAUCGGGGCUUCACGACGACCUUAAAGGGUGAGCAGUUUCCAAGUGGAGUAUUUGAAGGCCCACCUGGUCCACCAGGACCACCUGGAUCUCCGGGCGAGAAGGGAGAACUGGGCCCGACAGGACCGCCCGGCCUACCCGGCGAGAAGGGUACUCGGGGAAAGCAAGGGAAGAGGGGUUUCAAGGGUGAGAGCGGUUUGGCAUUGGCGAGGGGUGCCCCCGGCCUGCCGGGUCUGAAGGGUGAGCCCGGCGAACGGGGUUACCGGGGCGAAAAGGGCGCCAUGGGAGACGCGGGUUUAUCAGGGCCCAAGGGAGAGAUGGGACUGCAGGGCUUGCAGGGGCUCAAUGGAACCGACGGCGAUCCUGGUAUCCAAGGACCCCCCGGAUUACCGGGAAUAUCCGGACCCAAAGGUGAAAAGGGCGACUACGGCGAUAUUGGUCCCCCCGGCCUUAUGGGACCUCCGGGUCUACCCGGCCCACCGGGCUAUCCUGGACUGAAAGGCGAAAAGGGAGAGAAAGGCGAAUCGAAGUACAAAAAGCUCAGGCGAAGACAGGGAGAUGGCACGUUCGAGAUGAACGCCGGGGAAGUGAUAAUGGGCCCGCCCGGACCCCCAGGACCCGCUGGUACCCCCGGACUGCAGGGCCCACCCGGGAUCAAGGGUGACAGAGGACACGAUGGCGCCAAGGGCGAUCCUGGAGAAAAGGGUGCCAAAGGGGAUCCUGGUCCGAUGGGACUGCCCGGCCCCAUGGGACUGAGGGGAGAGUCCGGAAAGCCCGGGGAUUCCGGGAAACCUGGUGCCAUGAGUUUACAGGCGUGGAAUAGAUUCGUCGAGCAAUUCGAUGUCUGGCGACAACAAGAACGCGGAAGGGACGUCUUCCAGAGUACCGAAACUCGUGAAAGAGUUGGCCACACGAAGUAAAAGUUACGCCUGAAAAUCAGCGAUAUCGGAAUGAAGCUGUACAUGUCCGGUUACUGCCUAAAAUCAUUUUAGAAGACGGAUUCUUUGACGAAUUUUUAAAAGAGGCAUAUUUUCGACUUGUAUUCUCUAAUUAAAUUGCCUAAAAUUAUUGGCUGAGAAAGAAAUUCCGAUUCGUCCAAAAAUUCGUUGCUAAAAUAUAUAUCUUCCCGAGAGAUCAUCCAUGUAUAUUCGAUGUCGUGUAAACGAAGCCGCGGAGCCGCUUAUUCUGCAAAGAGUUUAAACCAGAUUCGGUGAAAUAACGUUAAUGAAUUAAUUAAUCCGCGGGCAAAGAGACCGCGAUGCCAUGGUGUUCGCUUUAACGAACUCCGUGAGAUUUGGUUUACGCCACUUUCUCAUAGUAAGCUGCUCGCUCUCGGUUCACGCGUUAACGCAUUGCUAUCAUCCGUCCUCUUAACUUACUCUACGUGUCGGCUUGAUAAGCAAGCGCCGCGCUCGCGCCGACCGUCGAGAACGGAUUCUCUCGAUCGAGACACGAGUAUUCAGAGUUUGGUGGAUCUAAAAAGAAUCCGAGCUUGGCCGUCCCGCUAAAUUUUGUGUCAUCAGCGAAAGAAAAGAAGCGUACGGACGUCGUUUCUCCGAACGAGUCAUUAAUAAUGUAAGCAUGUAAGAACUUCUCGAUCUUAUCGAAUUAAAUGCGAAAACGCUUUAGUGCUUUAGUGUUAUCGCACUAUUGCAGCGUGAAGUACGAUAACGGAGUGAAGUACGAUAUUAUUUCAUCGCGUUAUAUACGAAAUAUAUUUCGUAUACCUGAUAAUUUCGCGAUAUUUUAUCCCCUCGAAUCGCAUAAAUUUGCGUGGUACGUUUUGCAUAAAACUUGAGAAGCGUGCUUUUUAUUUAGAAGCUCAAUUUUUUAUUUCAAAUAAAGUAUUUUUUACAAACGUGACAAGAAGAAAGAACAAAAUUGGAUGAAGGCGUAGUUUUGUCGAUCCAGAAGUGUCGAAAAGUAAAAGUUUAAUUUUCGUCCAAACUAAUUUGACGAGCCUUGAGAAACAAUUUUCAGUCUGUCCCUUGUCUGGUAAAAUCUACUUUUCCGUUGUGCCUCUCUUGAGAAUAAUUCAGUCGGCUUGUACUUAACGAAAGCUCGCUCUCGCAGCAUUGCCGGCACCUAAUAAUAACCCAGCCAUUUAUCAUGAUUCCUCUUCGUUCUACAUUUCUUCGUAGCAUUCCAGUCGCAUUUCACGAAUCAUCAAGAACGUUCCGCACGGUUACAAGGGAAGGGAAAUUCUGUAAGAUAUAUUGAUGAAGAGGAAAAAGGAGGAAAGAGAAACAGAGGGGAAUAAAUAUUAAGACUCCCGAUCACAUCGCUAUUGUACUAAAUUGUAACGUCAAAAGCGAGAAAUCGGACGUGAUCUCUUUCUCUUGCUUGGUAGAAGUUAAAGAACAAAUGUAAAAACAAGAUUCAUAUCGGGGCACAGGUUGAUCGCGUUGAACAUUUUCCUGAUUACUCGUUGCUGGCGUCAGGAUGGCUUCAUCAGGAACAUCGAUAACGUCCCUCAUCUUUCAACACUGCUCGAUCAGGACGCGAGCGUUGAUAAAAAUCGCGUUGAUUGACAAUUAAAUUCGCUAAAAGCGGCUUCUCGCGCAGAAUGCAGCUGGAUGCGUUUUAAAUCAUCGCUUGCAUAAAGCUUGCAUAAAGAAGCAGCAGUCGAGGCGUGGCGGCGAAAGAGGGAGAACCGGUGGGGGCAAGUGUCGGUGUAUUCCGACUCCCUUUACAUUCGGCAAGCACCUUUUACGAGAGUCGUGGGAAACGUCGGUGAUAUCGCGCGUGAGCAUCGGUCGCGAGAAAAUUUCAUGUUCACCGAACAGUAGUAAAACCGUUUCCGAGACUGGCCGCUACGAAUAAUAAGUAGGAGGUACACCUUGUCCCUCCCCCUCUCUCUCUCUCUCUCUCUCUCCCUCUCCCUCUCUCUCUCUCUCUCUGCCUGCACUUUCGGCUUUUCCGCUCUAUCCUGUCGGGUGCACUAACGUGCUCGUAUCGAUAGUUUGCGACAUUUUCCUGCGGAACUCUAACGUAGCUGAGAAACACAAGUGCGUGACGUUUUCAUCAAUAAUAAAGUCGAUACGACAUGCUCUUUGGCGAUAUAAACUAAACGUCAACUACAUAAACGCUUGGUGGACGCGAUUUAACGUUUACGAUAGUCAAUAAUUUCGACAAGCGUUUCUCGGCGACGUAGUCGACAAAUUCGGAGUUUAACCGAGCUUUGUCCUUUUACAAAAGUGUUUUGCGAAUGCUGACAGAAAUGUGGAAGGGUCUCGAUAUCGAGAGUUACGAUCCUCAGCUCGGGAGUAUCGCAUGAUUUACACGCAAGAUGUAAUUACCGGUAGGUGAUCACACUCGGCCUAAGAAGAAUCUUAUUCGAAGUACAACGAGAUGCUCCAUGAAAGCAUCUUUAAAGACGAUCUCGAUAUAUAGGAAAGUCGAAGGUAUCGACUACUUCCUGUGAAAGAUCCGCGGUUGGUGUGCGGCUCCGGAUCGCAUGGAAAUUGAUUUACUCAAAAUUGUCCCUUCAACUUUAAAAUCCUAGAGACACGAUAAAUCGCAAGAAUCCUCUCAUCCAUCAUGAGCUGGAAUUAAUAACAAUUUUUCAACGGAAAUGAAUUUUUACACAAGAAUUGAUAACAAUCAACUGUGUCGAAUUCGUGUGAAAAAAAAAAUACUGUUGUAUCAAGCUACAGCACUUUGAGUCGUUUAAAUCAACUUCCGCGUUAAUCGAUCGCACACCAUCCUCGACGUCUAAAAAUACAAGAGGCAAGAAGAAUCG
Messenger RNA from Trachymyrmex septentrionalis, 5652 nucleotides. Its product is annotated as collagen alpha chain CG42342. The record is from RefSeq and is a predicted model, not a curated record. NCBI's taxonomy places the organism in Eukaryota, Metazoa, Arthropoda, Insecta, Hymenoptera, Formicidae. The transcript is spliced from 19 exons. Bases 1010 to 2830 code for a protein of 606 amino acids.